Molecule: messenger RNA, 163 nt
Organism: Racocetra fulgida
Lineage: Eukaryota; Fungi; Glomeromycota; Glomeromycetes; Diversisporales; Gigasporaceae
Source: the annotation of a GenBank genome assembly
GAAGUUGAUAAAGCCAUUUUUGCAGGAUUAAUGGGUCAAUUAGAAGAAUUAAGAGCAAAAAGUGGAGAGUUAGGACCAAAUUCAGAUGACGAUGAAAAUACUGAAGAAUUAUCUUUGACAGAUAAUGAAUCAGAUGAGAUACGCAAGAGAUUAGAACUAAAUC